AUGCAGGGGGGCCAGCAGAUGUUUGAGGGUCCGUGGAUGUUCCGGAGCGUUCUCUGCCUGCUGGCCGCCGGCGUGGCGUUACCGACCGAAGCCCGCUGGCCGUGCCCGCCGCCCUGCUACUGCGGCGCCCCGCUGCCGGAGGUCAACUGCUCGGGCGGCCGGCUCGCCGCCGUGCCCGCCGCCGUCCCCAAAGAGGCCACGCUUUUGAACUUGUCCCGCAACUCCAUCAAGACUCUGCCGCGUCAGCAGUUCCGCGCCCUGACGCAGCUGUUGCACUUGGAUUUGAGCGACAACCUCCUGGUUUUGGUCGAGGCGGAGGCCUUCCUCGGCAUGCAGAGCCUGCUGACCCUCAACGUCUCCCGCAACCAGCUGAAGAUCAUCCCUGUCGGGGCGUUUGCCGGUUUGACGAGUCUCCGGUUCCUCGACGUAAGCGGCAACCAGAUCCUUGUGUUCCUGGACUUUACCUUCAGCGACUUGGCAGCGUUGCAGUUCUUCACGGCGGCGGACAACGACUUGGUUUUCGUCGCUCACCAGGCUUUCGCUGGGCUGACCACUCUACAGGAGCUGCACCUGGACGGCUGCAACCUCACUGUGGUGCCGACGGAGGCACUUUCCCAGCUCAGUGUGCUGAGAGGCCUUCACUUUCAUCGUCUGGGCCUCACCACGCUGCCAAACUAUUCUCUCCAUCAUCUGGUGCACCUCAAGGACCUCAGAAUUUCUCACUGCCCCAGGCUUGAGGCUCUGUUGGGGAACAGUCUCUUUGGGCUUAAUCUCACAUCCUUGACAAUUAAGUACUGCAACCUGAACGGUGUGCCCUACAUCCCUUUACAUCACCUAGUCUAUCUUGAAUUCCUUGAUCUUUCUUUCAAUCCCAUCACUUACAUUCACGGGAACCUGCUCGGGGAUUUGCUCCGGCUCCAAGAGUUCCACCUCGUCGGUGCGUCGUUAGUGCGUAUUGAAAUCGGAGCAUUCAAAGGUUUGGCGCAUUUAAAACUGCUGAACGUGUCAAGGAACCUUCUCACCACGCUUGAGGCGGGAUCUUUUGAUUCGGUGCAAACCCUCAGAAGCCUGGGGCUCGAUGGGAACCCACUGGCCUGUGACUGCCGUUUGCUUUGGAUACUGCGAAAGCGGCUGCGCUUGGACUUCGGCGGGAACCCGCCGACUUGCACUACCUCGGCCGAGCUUCAGGGCUGGGACUUUCUGGACUUUUCCGAGGACGAGCUCCCGAAUCUGCUCACCUGCCGACAGCCUCGCAUCCUGAGAGGCAGACUCCAAGACGUGAGGGUGGAUCAAGGACACACCGUGUUGUUUUACUGCAGUUCGGAAGGAGACCCCCGGCCAUCUGUUCGCUGGUUAAACCCCCGGCUGAAAUAUGUCCCGUCCGUCGGUAGAAUACGAACUCUCUCCAAUGGAUCGUUGGAGGUCCGCUAUGCCCAGCCUCACGACAGCGGUACUUACGUCUGCGUGGCGUCAAACGCUGCGGGAAACGACAGCCUGCCCGUCAGUCUUUAUGUCCGAGCCUUCUCGCUGUCUUCUAAAAACAACUUUCUCCCUCAAGGCUGGUCCGCCUUUCCGUCCGACUCGCCGAGCUUAAACGGAAACCAGAAAUUGCAAUUCGACGUCAAAACACUGCUUAUCGCCGCGACCAUCGGGUUCCUUUCGUUUUUCAGCUCGGUGACCGUGUGUUUCGUGUUCAUGUUUUUCUGGAGUAAGAGCAAAGGCCAAAUCAAGCACACAGCCACCAUCGCGUACGUGCCACGAAGCACCAUGUCUAAGAGCAACGGGGCGACGGGCAACUACAUGGAGACGAGCAGAUUCACCAUGAAACUGAUAUGA
This is a messenger RNA of Menidia menidia (Atlantic silverside), 1836 nucleotides long. The record is from the annotation of a GenBank genome assembly. Lineage: Eukaryota; Metazoa; Chordata; Actinopteri; Atheriniformes; Atherinopsidae.